ACCAGGUUAAUUUACAUGGCGCCUUGUUUAUUAAAAUAAUUUUUAAAAUUAAUUUUCCCUCUCACUCUCAAUAGGGCCGUUCCCCAACCGUACGGCCCUUCGCCGCGCCGCCGUUCAGCGCAGCACUGGCCACUCAGUUCCCGGCUCUGUUUCUGCACGUCGUCAAUCCACCACGCCGCAAUGUCACAUUCGCUUCGCACGAUUCCUUCUGCUUCCCAAAUCUCUUUCAACACCAACUUGUAUUUGUAUUUUUGUUAGAUUAGAAUUCAAUUUAUUCGUCUUCGUGUUACAAUUGAAAAAUGGAUUCAAAUCCGAAACGGGAAUGGUCCAUCAACGACUUCGAGAUCGGAAAACCACUCGGGAAAGGGAAAUUCGGCAGAGUCUAUGUCGCCAGAGAAGUUAAGAGUAAAUACGUGGUUGCAUUGAAGGUUAUCUUUAAGGAACAACUUGAAAAGUAUAGAAUUCAGCAUCAACUAAGGAGGGAAAUGGAGAUACAGAUAAGUCUUAAACAUCCAAACAUCUUGCGUCUCCAUGGUUGGUUUCAUGAUUCUGAACGUGUUUACUUGAUUCUUGAAUACGCUCAUAAUGGUGAGCUAUACAAGGAGCUUAGCAAAAAAGGUCAUUUCUCAGAGAAGCAAGCUGCAACGUACAUUUUAAGCCUCACAGAGGCAUUGGCAUAUUGUCAUGAGAAGCAUGUUAUUCACAGGGAUAUCAAGCCUGAAAACUUGUUGCUUGACCAUGAGGGUCGUCUUAAGAUUGCAGACUUUGGUUGGUCUGUACAAUCUAAAAGCAAAAGACAAACCAUGUGUGGAACUUUGGAUUAUCUAGCUCCGGAAAUGGUAGAAAACAAAGCUCAUGAUUAUACAGUUGAUCAUUGGACUUUGGGUAUCCUUUGUUAUGAGUUCCUCUAUGGUGUUCCUCCAUUUGAGGCUGAGAGUCAAGCUGAUACCUUCAAAAGAAUAGUAAAGGUUGAUCUGAGCUUCCCUCCUACCCCUAUUGUUUCUUCAGAUGCCAAAAAUCUGAUAAGUCGGCUGCUGGUAAAAGAUUCCUCAAGAAGGCUCUCGCUUCAGAAGAUAAUGGAGCAUCCUUGGAUAAUCAAGAAUGCAAAUCUUAUGGGUGUUUGUGAGUAGUAUGAACUUUAGUCCCCCAUGUAUAAAUUAGGUCUUGAGAGAUGAAGUUGAAUUCUUCAUCUUGCAUUGCAAUGUGAUUGCAUAUUAAUGUGUUUUCUAGAGUUCAAUCGUGACUGAAAAGCUUCAGAUUCGUUGAACAAAUAAGACAUUUUCGAUGAAAACAUUACCAUGUCUUUUAUUUUAUUUUAUUUUUUGUAACACUUUACUUCUUUAAUUUUUUGUAA
Molecule: messenger RNA, 1354 nt
Organism: Cicer arietinum (chickpea)
Lineage: Eukaryota; Viridiplantae; Streptophyta; Magnoliopsida; Fabales; Fabaceae
Product: serine/threonine-protein kinase Aurora-3-like
Biological process (GO): protein phosphorylation
Molecular function (GO): ATP binding; protein kinase activity
Source: RefSeq, a predicted model, not a curated record